AUGUGGGUGCGCUAUCAGGGCUCUCUGACACUGGACCUCUUGAAUGUGACCUGUCAUCAAGAGAGUAUUUGCGCAUUAAGGGGGUCCCACGUGACACUGACGUGCUCUUACUCCAACAUCAACAUCAAAAGUGUGUUCUGGUUCAGUGAGAAACAAAGUACAAACUGGAGAAAAAACAAUGAAUCUGAAGAUUUGACUUUAGACUCAGACUACUCAGGACGAGUGAAACAUCAGAUCUCAAACAGCUCUUCAACACUCACAAUAUCAGACGUGAGAGAGAGAGACUCUGGAGAAUAUCAGCUCAUGUUCAUCAUGAAUGAUGGAGUUAAACAUCUCAGAUCAGCAGCCGUCAAUCUAACAGUCACAGUCCUACAGGUGAGAAUGAAGCCUUUGUCUACAGACCCGAGAGAUGAGAGACUAGAACUGACCUGUAAUUCAUCCUGCACUUUGACCUCUGGAGUUCGGUAUUACUGGAUGAGGGAUGCACAGUAUUUCACAGACACAGUGUCCCCCAACUUGUUUGUGUCACCCAGCAGAGAUGCUGGUAGAUUUUCCUGUUAUCGUGAAGACCCCAAACAUCGCUCCUCUUUAAUAUGUGUUUCUCAGAGUGGCUGCUGGGAUGUGACUUACACCUCUACAAGAGUCUGUGCUUUGGUGGGCUCAACAGUAGACAUUUCCUGCACAUACUCACAUCCUUCUGAUCAUACUGUAAAUAAAACAUUCUGGUAUUAUAGUCAAAAUGGGGACUUCAAGGAUCUGCGUGAGGAGCAUCAGUUUGCUGGUCGUGUGGAGUAUGUGGGGAACAAACUGAGAAUCAAAGAUCUCAAGAUCAGUGACUCUGGAGAAUAUCGAUUCAGGAUCAUCACUGACUUAAACCAAUACUCUGGAUCACCUGGAGUCAUUCUUACUGUUACAGAUACACAGGUAACAAGCAGUCCUGGCAUAAUAUCAGAGAAACAUGAAGUUAUUUUAAGCUGUUUGACUAACUGCACUCUGAAUGACAAUCAUACUUACAUCUGGUACAAGAACGGACGACAGGUAACAGAUGGAUUCACUAAAGUCAACAAGCUGUACCUGGACUCAGUCAGCAAUGAAGAGCUUCAACAGUAUUCCUGUGCUGUAGGAGAUCCAGUGAACAACACAGUGUUCAGCCAUUACACAGUCACUGCUGCUGUUUUUACCUCAGUUUCUCAUAAUAGCAGCUCUGUGGAUGUGAUUCAGAUGUUUCAGAUGUCUUCAUCUACAUCUGCUGUCUGUCCAUCAGAGCUGCUGGAGUGAUGUCAUUGUGUUCUUCCAUUGUGACAUCAUCACCUAGCAACAAUCAGAACAUCAGUGAUACAGUGAUGUCAUAGACAGUGACAUAUCAGUGACUGUCAGUCUGCAUAUGUAGCACAUCUUGCCAAAUAAAUAUGUACAUGCUGCUAAUAUUAACC
Messenger RNA from Labeo rohita (rohu), 1433 nucleotides. RefSeq lists its product as uncharacterized. NCBI's taxonomy places the organism in Eukaryota, Metazoa, Chordata, Actinopteri, Cypriniformes, Cyprinidae. Bases 1 to 1278 code for a protein of 425 amino acids. The record is from RefSeq and is a predicted model, not a curated record. The transcript is spliced from 7 exons.